Messenger RNA from Anopheles marshallii, 1242 nucleotides. RefSeq names its product F-box/WD repeat-containing protein 4. Gene Ontology annotation, cellular component: SCF ubiquitin ligase complex. The record is from RefSeq and is a predicted model, not a curated record. NCBI's taxonomy places the organism in Eukaryota, Metazoa, Arthropoda, Insecta, Diptera, Culicidae. The coding region runs from base 1 to 1242 and encodes 413 amino acids. Gene Ontology annotation, biological process: SCF-dependent proteasomal ubiquitin-dependent protein catabolic process. The transcript has 2 exons. Gene Ontology annotation, molecular function: protein binding.
AUGCCCAGUGAAAGCGAAACAAAUUUAAUUAGUUGCAGCAGCAAAAAGCUUUGUGAUCUAGACGAAUACUCCCUGGAGCACGUGUUUCUGUUUCUGAACGUAGCGGACCUUGAUCGAUGCGUGCUGGUAUGCAAAAAAUUCCAACACAUUAUCCAACGGUUCGUUUAUCCGCACAAAUGUAUGCAUGCGCUAGUGACUGGUUCGGGGCAAGCGGUCGCCCUAAGCCAGUACGCUUUUACGCGCCGGAAACGUAUGAAGUUGGACGAAAAUUGGCGUUAUGGACGGUAUGAGGAAAAGGCUUACUUUUACCACAACGUGAUGUACAUUUCGCAGCUGGCCAUCGAUAGGGAAUGGGUGUACAUGACACAUCGUGGCCGGUUGCAGGCACACCGAAGGACCAAAAAUCGACAGAUGGUUGAUACGAAGUGCUCUUGGGCGAUCGGUACUGCACGGGACUCCGAUGUUACGGGUUUAGUCAAACGGAAGGAUGUUUUUUUCAUGGGCCGUAUGGAUGGAAAAAUCAUGAUCAUCGAUCAUCCCGAAGGCAACCCGUAUUUGCAAACAAUUACCAACGAUAUCAUCAAAGCGGUCGAUUUUAAUUCGGAUGUAUAUGCGGUUACGACGAAAAAUGAGUCAACUUACAUACUAAAUCGUUCGCCAUUAGAGCCAAACCACCUGUCUGCAGAUGAUGAUCACGCAUUAUUACAACAUACCUUUGUUUUUCCGAUUGCAUAUGAGACAAUAAAGCUAAAUAACACGCGGCUGGCGGCAGGGAAGUUUCAUUGCAGCAGAAAACAAGCGCUACAGUUAAUAGAUUUGCCCAGCUGUACAAUGAUACAAAUGAAUUCACCUUCGAUGGCGGUUUACGAUCUGCUAUGGAUAGACGAACACUGUAUACUAUCGGGUAAUUUCGAUACCACCAUGCGCCUGGUCGAUACGCGUACCGGAAACGACGAAGGCUGCUGGACAGAUCCGUACAACGCAUCGGUGUACUGCCUCAGCUACAAUGGUACAUACGCCGUGCACUGUGGCAUGAAGUAUCAUCACCGCGUAAAUCUGUACGAUAUACGAGUGCCAAAGCGCUGUGUUCAGAUGUAUUUUCCCUCGAAAAAGCAGCAAUACUCACCGGUCUACAGGAUAGCGACCGACUGUAGUCAAAUGUUCCUUGUUACUGAUCAUAAUUUACGAAUACUUAACUUCGAUGCAGAUUGGGCCGCCAUCAAAGAUUAUGCAUCGAUUUAA